This is a messenger RNA of Phytophthora sojae, 168 nucleotides long. RefSeq lists its product as hypothetical. NCBI's taxonomy places the organism in Eukaryota, Oomycota, Peronosporomycetes, Peronosporales, Peronosporaceae. The transcript has a single exon. The record is from RefSeq and is a predicted model, not a curated record. Gene Ontology annotation, molecular function: protein binding. The annotation marks the transcript as partial.
GCUGUUACUGCGUUGAUCGAUGCUGGAGCACAAGUGAACAUGUCCGACUUCUCGGGCUUUACCCCACUCAUGGCUGCAGCUCUUUGGGAUGACUCUAGCAUCGCGGAACUACUGCUGGAGGAUGGUGCUGACGUAAACUCGCAGUCGAAUGAUGGAGAUACGGCUUUA